UCGGACAAGCCGAUCACGGACGUCUGCCUUCUGGCAGAGAAGGAGAAAGUGUCAUCAGGGUACACAGUGAUUGAGUUGACUGAGGAUGGAAAGAAGGCGGACUUUGCUGAGGGUUCCACCACGCGUUACCUGGCCUAUACUAGGAAAGUUCUAUCGGGAGCCAGAGGUGACCUAACAGUGGUAGACAUUUUCGUCAUACCUAGUAAUGAGCGUUCUACUCUGGACCAGGGCUACGUCCCUCUUGAUAAUACAUACGACGACGACACAAUUGCAUUUUCUGACAAGUCACUUGUGCUCAUGCUGGCUGAUGCUCCAGAGGCCGGGAAGGUGAUCAUGGCAGUGAAAGAUAUAGUUAUUGUCAGUGCCUCCAUGAAGAUCGGCGUCCCACCUGACUUCACCAGACUACAGGAAAUCAAUGGAUUCUGCAUAUGUUUCAAAUUGGGAGAAUUUGGAGGGAGAAAUUCUGCACCAGCACAUUUGACGCAGACUGGUGAGUCUUCUACUCCUGACUCUGUGUCCGUAGUUUCUCCGGCCUCUAUCAGCUCUAGUGGUUCUGCAAACACUCCCUCCUCUUCUUCCGUCGUCCCUCCUACCAGAAGCUCUUCUAUCGCAGAUCUUGCCUCAGGCCACUUUCAGAUCAAUAAAUGCCUGUUUGAGGUGGGCAGGAGGCUGGGAUGGGAGGAGUUCCUAUUAUUAAAAACUCUGUAUAUAGAGACACUAUGUCUGAGGAUCCUCUCUCGUGUGAAUACACUACAGGAGGUCUAUCGGCAUUCCAUCGAGAACGAAAUUGGUGCAAUUCGUAGAGACGGUCUUAUAAAAGAGAAUAUGAGACUCUCUCGCCAAGAGUCGCUGGCACUCUUAGCAUACAGGCUCCAGAUUCUCAUCCCCACAUCUGAAGUUUUGACAAAGAAAGACACCAGAAACAUGGGGGCCAAAGAUGCCAUCUCGAGCCUGCAGAAUCUGUUGGGUACACUACCAACUGUCGAAGAGAUAGAAAUUUCCAAAGAGUCGAGGCUGGUAGAAUGCCUUGUGAAAUGCUAUGUUAAUAUGACAUCUAAACAGCGCAAUGAGCGGAAGCAAUGCUUUGCAACAUGUUUAGGGUUAAAUGCAGAAACAGCAACAGUUUUUGAAAUGUUUGUUGAUCAAUUUAUGCGACCCCCUGAAGAAGUCGUGAUGAUGUUUACAAGUUCAAUGAGGCAGGCACAAUGCCACAGAUCUGCAUAUAUUGAGCUCCAAGAAAACCUGCAGAAACACAGCAUACCUCACCAGGAAAUACACAUACCUGAUGAUGAUGAGGAUGAUAUCGGUAGCCAGCCCACUCUUCCACAUCUAAUUCGCCUUAAAGUCCCUCAGGAAGUUGGGCCACACUACACCGCAUUCGGAGUCCCUCCUCCUCAACGAUAAGACUGGGAGUAGAGUCUUGGCCCUAAAGAAGGAGUGUCAGGGUGUGGCUGAUGAUGUAAUGUGGAGAAUCCUGCAGGAGUGGCUGGAGGGGAAAGGGACUGCCUGUGAAGUGGGAGACACUUGUCAAGACACUCGGAGACAUUGGACUCUCGGCUCUAGCUAAGCGACUUCAAACCAAGUUAAAGCUAUGAUUUGACGUAAAAUGUGCUGUGAAUAAGUAAUGAUGCCUCUUUGA
Messenger RNA from Geodia barretti, 1639 nucleotides. Lineage: Eukaryota; Metazoa; Porifera; Demospongiae; Tetractinellida; Geodiidae. The record is from the annotation of a GenBank genome assembly.